UAUAAUGCACGCUGGCCGCCUUUUAAGCACAAACCGAAUUUGCUCUCAUUUAGGCCCAUCUAGAUCCCUAAAUAGGUUAAAGAAGGUGUGUGCGUGUGCGUGUUUUCACCACGCCUCUCUCAUUGUUGCUGGAAGUGCACCAUAGUUGUAUUUAUUGUGUCAAGUAUCAGCGGUGAGCGAUGCUCUCCCACGCCGACCUCCUGGAUGCUCGCCUCGGUGAGUUGUCCUCGCCCGGCUCGGCUCUUCAACUCUGCUGGAUGAAGGACGCCGCGGAGCUCCUGGGCCACAGGGAGGCUUUAAAGUGCCGGCUGGGCGCAGGCGGACCGGACCCGGGUCACGCCGGGGAGCUGGGCCCGGGCCACGACAGCGCGGAGGGGGCCACGCUGCUCCCGGGUGAGGACAUCAGCUCCGGCGGCGGAGGAGGAGGAGGAGGUGGCGGCUCCAACCCGGGGCAGGGGACCGGCAGCAAGGAGCAGGAAAAGCAGCAGAACGGUGGUGGCAACCAUCAGUCCGGUGCGGGAGGCCAGCAGGCCCAGAAGCAGAAGCGGCACCGGACUCGCUUCACGCCGGCUCAGCUCAACGAACUGGAGCGGAGCUUCGCCAAGACCCAUUACCCGGACAUCUUCAUGCGGGAGGAGCUGGCGCUGAGGAUCGGACUGACGGAGUCCAGAGUGCAGGUGUGGUUUCAGAACCGCCGCGCCAAGUGGAAGAAGCGCAAGAAGACCAGCAACGUGUUCCGGGCGCCGGGGACCCUCCUGCCGACGCACCACCACGGCCUGCCGCAGUUCCCCUCCGCGGCGGCUGCGGCUGCGGCGGCCAUGGGCGACAGCCUGUGUUCCUUCCACGCCAACGACGGCCGCUGGGCCACGGCCGGCAUGGCCGGGGUGUCGCAGCUGCAGCUGCAGGCCCGCCAGCCCUCCAUGGCGCAGUCCUUGUCCCACUGCAGCCUGGGCGGCGGCCCGCCUCCGCCGGCCUCCAUGGGGCUGUCCAACAUGUCGUCCAACGGCGCCGGGCUGCAGUCGCACCUGUACCAGCCCUCCUUCCCCGGCAUGGUGUCCGCCUCGCUGCCCGGCCCGACCAACGUCGGCGGCUCGCCGCAGCUGUGCACGUCCCCGGAGAGCGACGUGUGGCGGGGGAGCAGCAUCGCCUCGCUGCGCCGCAAAGCCCUGGAGCACACAGUCUCCAUGAGCUUCACCUAAUGACGACAUGAUUAUUUAUUCCUCGCGGCGGAGUAAUCGCAGACAUGACGAAGCACGACGCUCAACUUUAUUUCCCCGACAUCUAUUUAUCGGUCUAGUUCCGUUCCUUCGUCUGCGCGCGCAGCUCUGCCGCCAUUGUGGCGGGAGUCCCUCCGAGUGUCUUUCAGCGUGGAGAAAAUACAAGACUGUAAAAAUGCUGACUGCGCUCAAUCACGGGGGAAACUCUUGAAUAAUUUAAAAAGAAAAGAAAAAAGAAGACGAUUCUAAUCUGUACAAAAUGUUUUGUGGUCACUUUUAGUGUUUAUUAUGAGCCAUUUUUUGUUUCAUGUUUAUGAUUCAAGUAA
This is a messenger RNA of Nerophis lumbriciformis (worm pipefish), 1543 nucleotides long. It is a transcript of the gene otpa, whose product is annotated as orthopedia homeobox a. Gene Ontology annotation, biological process: neuron differentiation; regulation of DNA-templated transcription. The record is from RefSeq and is a predicted model, not a curated record. Gene Ontology annotation, molecular function: DNA binding; DNA-binding transcription factor activity, RNA polymerase II-specific. NCBI's taxonomy places the organism in Eukaryota, Metazoa, Chordata, Actinopteri, Syngnathiformes, Syngnathidae.